UUGUGUCGUUGAACAGGGACCGGUGUGUUUUAAAACCGCGAAGCUCUUCUCACGUCACUCGUUUAGCCCGUUCGUUGAAUAAACAAAUUAAAAAGUUAAAUAAUAAUAACUCCCCGCGUUUUAAUUUUCGCUCAGUUGUUUUUACCCAGAAACUCUUAAACAAAUAUCAUCAACCACCUGUGUGCAACAAUAUUUCAUUACAACUAUUAUCAUUAUUAGUAUUAGUACAUACCAUUAUCAUUAUUUUCAGUACCAUUAUCAUUAUUAUUACUAUAAUUAACUUUUAAAGUUACUUGGAGUUGUUUUUUAAUAAUGACACCGCGACUUUUAUCAGUUUAAUCUCUGGUUGUUUCGGACGAUGACAUUAUCCCCGUUUAUUCAGCUCAGUGUGUCUUGUCUCUACAAGUUUAACCAGAAGUACACUCGACAACAUAAAAUAUCAUCAAAAUCAGUGUCGCCUGUCUACUUUAUUUGCUCAACUUAAUAUUUUGUGAUACACGCACAUACAUACAUCCAUACACACGCAUACAAUGUGCCUACAACACACAUUGUUUCAUAUUAAUAAACUUAAAUAUUCAUCGUACGAAGCCUGAAUUAGCUAAUGUAACCCCCUUCUACUUGUUAUUCUCCUUAUUCUUCUUCUUAUUCUUCAACUUGUUCUUAUUCUUAUUCGUAUUCUUAUACUUCUUGAUCGUGUCCGGUUAAAAAACCCGUACUGUCUGGCAUAUCGCCUUAACUUUGGUUUGCUUAGCUUUUAUUGCAAUACUUAAACACUGCGUGGUUACAUUUACACGUCAGUUGUCCAGUUGACAUCAGGUUGGGCCCAGGUAUAGUCACUCCAACUCGACCGAAAUAGUUACGACCGAUUUUAAAACUCUUGACCGUUAAUAAUAAAUAUAUAUCAUACAUACAUACCAUUGCAUACAUUAGUAAGACAACUUGAUACCACCGAGCUCGGCCGACUUUGUCCGCAAAACUAUUCUGCAUAAUGUGAAUUAUUUAAUAAAGUAACGACGUCAACAACAAAUAAACAUGAACAAUUGGCCCGCAGUGACAUCCAAUCAAGACUUUAUAAUUGGGCACUGACGGCUUAAUAGCUGGUCAAGAUGAUCACAGUAAUUAAUUCAUCACCCAUUUUAUUCGGCGUAUGACCAAUUAUUGCUGAAAGUUGAAAGAAGGAUGAAGAAUGCCCCGCGUCGGCGGAGAAGGGGAUGGUGGUGGCGAGAACGAGAGGCAGAGCGGUGGAUUGGCGGGAUGGUAUACAGGUGGAGCAACUCGAACUAUGACCGGAAAUACUGGAAGUGCGUACGUCGUUUUAGGUGGUACCAAAUAUGCGAUACGUCUUUCUCAGGAGAGAGUACCGACACCGGCAGUGUCACCAAUACCGACAGACACCUCGUCCGAGAGCUGUCAGAGAAAAUACUGCUGUCGCAAAAGCGACUCUCGUGAGCGUCUGACAGACACUAGUCUGCUGACGAGCAUCAAAGCCCCGGCCUCGGAGAAGGUACAGCCGAUCAGCGGAAUCGGCGACUGCUGCUGCAUCGGUCCACGUUCGCGGCUCCCUCUGCCGCGAACACUCACCGGACUAUCAUCAAGUCCAAGUGUAUGUUCAUCAGCAAGUGGAGAACGCAGUGGAGGUAACAACGCCGGCAACAUCAGUACCAGUGGAGGCAGUUAUAGCUCGGGCGGAAGCAUCGGCAACGCUGCCGUCGAUCGUGCACGAGGAGUAGUAAGAGUAGGAGGACAAUCUUCGCCGCCUCCCACCAGAACAACAACCCAGUCCAACCGACUACCGUCAAACUCAAAUGCUAAUAAUAACUGCGGGGGGCUGCAGCUAAUGGGAAGCCACGGCUCCCAGUUGCAAUCAUCCUCGUCAUCGUCGUCGUCGUCGUCGACAACUCCCGCCGCCAAACCAGCAGCUAAGGCUUACACCAACUCUGCCAACGCCGUACUGCCCACUUGUGCUUUUGCUCCGACAAUUAACGCUGUCUCUGUGCCGCGACAAAUUGCUCAUUGGACCAAACAUCAUUCCUUCAAACUACAGGAACAAAACAUACCAGCGGUGGACCGGCUGCACAGAUUCAGAUGGAGUGGGGGCGGAGGAGGAAAUGGGAAAAAGUCCUCUUCCGGCCCCCGCACCGACAAAGCCGAGCGUCUUCGCGAGUUGACGGAGAAAUUGAAAAACACAACGGCGCCAGUACCACCGCCGCGAAAACCUUCACGUCUUCAUGCGUCGCCACCGCCGCCUCCACCUUCGCUACCUGGUCAACAAGUCAACCACAAUAAUCAUCACCACCAUCAUCACCACUAUCACCAGUACCCUCAGUCGAUAACCAAUCGAUCGACACCGCGAAAUUACAUCUACAGCGAAGACCGUCCAAUCCACGAUCCAGGAUUCGUCGAGAGCAAUAAAAAUGACAGUAACGAAAGGACUUUAUUAGAGAGAAGCACGAGUGUAGACGGUGAUGAUUACCAAGAGUGUUCGACUGUUAAUCAAGUGAUUGAUGAAAAGCCCAGCACAUGGUCAUUGAGAAGCUCGUGGUCAAAGCCCUCGUCCGUCAGUGCGAUUAACAAAAAAAGUGGUGAUAAUGACGAAGUAAGACGGCUAUCGUCGGACGCGUACUACAGUGAGCCAAAACACUUAAGGCAGUACAGUGAUUCUUUGGUGGUUGAUAGUGCUAAGUGUAAAGAUAAUCUUUACGAUUUUACAUCAACAAUAACAACGAAUCCAUCAGUAUCUGGCGGUAGCAGCGAGAGCGAGGCCAGGGACGCAGUGACCACGUUGGAGCCUCGUACGUCUCUCCUUACUUUUCACCGAACUGGUGUGCCCUUUAGGAGCGCAUCCUUCGGCCAAGUGGACUUCAAUCAAGGUAAUCGUCAUAGAACGCAACCAAUUUCAAAUGUAAAUCGAGUUCAGCUGAAGGAUGUAAGAGCGAGUACGUUGCCACGAAGAAGAUCUGGCGCAACGAGUCCAGGAGCUGCCUCGCAAAACAGCCCGAACCCACAGAGUCCGAGGGCCUCGAUAGCGAGCGUCGACAGCGCCGUCGGCUCCACCGAGGGUCUAGGGGUAAAUCAGACCCUCGGCGAGGAGGUCAGACCCCGGAGCGACGGGUCCGACAGCCUGGCAACCUCCAGUGCCCUGACUAGUCCCGAACCUCCGGUGCUGGAGUGCCGAGAACCCUCGCCCGUCAAUUCGGUCCAACCUGAGCUUUGUGUUGAUGACAAGGAAGAUAAAGCUGAUACUAAAGAAAUUGAUGAUAACGAAUCUAAAGAUCGGUUAGAGUUACAUCAGGUAAUAAUCACACCGCCGUCUGAAGAAUCGCGGAUGAGUCAGGCAGCCAACGAAUCGGUCAAAGUGCCAAGUGAAAAGAUACCUGAGGUGGUAGCGCCUACGGGUAAAGUUCGCAGAAGUCGCGGUGACACGAGUAAACGCAGAAAAGGCGUGUACAUAACCCAGUGGCCGGAACCCUCAGAAAAUGACAGAAACAAAUUGUCUGCUCAGAGUAGCGAAGAGAAAGACGAUAAAGACGAUAAUAGUAAAGAGGAGAAGGAAGAGAAGGAUGACUUACCGGCUACCUUGAGUGAUGUUUCAGACUGUGAAGGUCAUGUACCUCGAAGAUACAGUAAGAGACCACUUCGCGGACCGUACGGGCAAAUGUUAGAAGCUGAAAUGGCAAAGCCCCGUAUCGCUGAUACGAGCCUGUCAGACAGUCUUGGACCAAAGAGAAAAGUAUCUGCAAAUCUGUCUUACAGCGCAGGAAGUAACAGCAACUCAGAGCCCCCGACUCCGUGCCACCACCGAGCGACUUCCAGUCCAAGCAAACUCGAAGGUCUCCCAGGGCCCAGCCCGGAACUGCUGGCCCAACUUCUCCGUGGGUCCUCUGAACGGGUAGCACGGGCGCCUACCACUCAUCGAAACGACACGAGAACGCACGUUGUAGUGGAGCUUUACGACACUGAAAAAUCAUAUGUGGAGGCCUUGCAAAUACUAGUCAAUAAAUAUCUGCAAACUCUAAAAAGUUCCGAAAAUGCUGGACUUGUUGACUCAGCGACUGUCGAUGAAAUAUUUUACCAGGUGCCAGCAAUUCUCAGUCAUCAUGAAAUUUUUUUACAGCAACUUAGAAAACGAUUAGACACUUGGGAAGUUAGUCAAACAAUCGGUGAUAUUUUUCUUGAUGUCUUUACAAAGCCAGCGGUCUUAGAAACUUACACAUUGUUCCUCGACAAUUGGAAAUCCGCGAAGAAAGCUAUCAAAGCGACUUGUCAAUCUAAGCCGGCAUUUGCACGAUUUCUCGAGACAAUGGAGCGCGAGCACAAGGGAAAACUUGGACUGGAUCAGUUACUUAUAAAGCCAGUACAGAAAAUACCGAGGUAUGAGCUGCUUAUUCAGAGACUAUUGAAACACACAGACACGUCCCAUCCAGAUUAUGAGCUAUUAAUUGCCGCUCAGAAGGAGGUCCACGAGUUGGUCGUUAAGAUUAACUGUACCGAGCGCGAGUCUCUCGAGUGGGAACAGCAGCAAACCACCUUGAGAGAGGUCCAAUCCCUGGUCGAAGGUCUCGCGGGAAUUGUUACCAAUGAUAGAGCGUUCAUUCGUCAUGACUUGGUCACGAUCGCUUCCAAUCAAGGAACACGGAAGGAAAGAGCACUUUUUUUAUUUUCUGAUCUUUUGGUUAUCACUAGUAUUAAACGUAGGAGUGGGACCAUCAGAAAACCAUUGACGAGCUCAUGUCCAAAUAGUUUAGUUGGACUUCUUGAAGCUAACAAAUACAAGUUACUUAUGAGAAUUCCUUUAGAUGAUUUAGAAGUAAUGAAAGCCAAAGACGAAAAUUUACGAAAAAUGGCUCGUGAAGUAGAUCAUUUACGCGAAGACUGUGCGACUCUGAGUCAACUGCAAGAGCUUGCCGCCACUCUGCACGGAACCAAACAUCAGUUGGAAGAUCUCAUAAAAGAAAUGCUGGGCCAAACUCAGCGUCAACUCGCGGACCGCAAUACCGCGCACUCCCAACUAGCCUGUCUGGAAUUCACUCUAAACACUCAGUCAGGAAUGGAGAACAUUUCGAUAAUAUUUACGAAACCGGACAAACGUGCCAGCUGGGAAGAAAGCUUCAAUGAGGCCAAGCAGAAGCUCGCCCUCUCCUCAGACAGAAGGCCGUGUCCAGAAUUCGUUGGACCCUUGCCGAUUCGUAAAACGCGAGCGGGAUUACAGUUUACGUGCGCCGCGCCCACGAUCACUACCGGUCAAGGUUCCUCGGACGUUUGGGUAUGCAACAGUGAUGGAUAUGUUGGACAGGUGUGUGUGCUGAGCUUGAGUCCGGAACCUCCUCAAGUUACUUCCUGCAACGGUGUCUGCAAUGCUCGGAUACUUUGUGUCGCCGGUAUUCCUGCUAAAUUGUCUGGUUCUGUCACAAGUACGAUUAAAUCAAACAGCAAAAACAAUAAUAACAAUAAUAAUAAUAAUAAUAAUAAUAACAACAACAACAACAACAACAACAAUAUUAAUAAUAAUAAUAAUAAUAGCAUGGAUGAUGAUAGUUCACUAACGGGAAGUAAAAGUGGAAUAAGUAUUUCGAUCCAAGACACCGAUGCCAGUGGCAGAAACAUUGAAUUGGACAGCAGUUCAAGUUCUGAUGACUCAGACUCGGACGAAAUAACUCGAACAAUUGAAACAGCUGCGGGAUCAAUGUACAGCGACUUAUCGAGCAUCGAUGGGGCUGACGAGGACACCAACCAGCCGACAAUGUGGCUGGGUACUGAAGACGGCUGCAUCCACGUUUACAAUUGCAGUGACAACAUUAGAAUAAAGAAGAACAAAAUAAAAAUCCAGCAUGGAAGCAGCGUCCACUCGAUUAUCUACUUGGACAACAAAGUAUUCGUCGCACUGUCCAACGGAGACAUCGUCGUGUACAGUCGCGACCAAAACGGGUGGAACACCCUGGACCCGCUUACUGUGUCGGUCGGCACCGCCGAGUCCCCGGUCACCAAAAUGGUCCCAGUUUCGGUGAACAACAAGCUGUGGUGUAGCUGCCAUAAUACUGUUAAGAUAAUAAACAUUGUGACUUUGGAGAUAGAGCACACUUUCAAUGUCGGUGGCGAUAAUGCGCGGCCAGUGUCUUGUAUCGCCGCGUCAGGUUCUUUGGGUGUGUGGAUUUCUCUCCAUAACAGCGCAGUACUUAAAUUGUAUCAUGCAACCUCGUAUGAGUGUCUGUCGGACAUAAAUAUUGCGCCUGCUGUUACCAAAAUGCUUGCCAUUGCAGGUUGCGAUGACAUAAUAAGACAGCAUAAAGCAGCUUGCUUACGUGUUACUGCUCUUCUAGCGUGCAAUGAUCUCUUAUGGAUAGGAACAAGUGCUGGUGUUCUUUUGACCGUACUCAUUCCGCACAUAAAAGCAUCGACACAGAGAUUACCCCAAGCUCCAUCAGUUACCGGAAUACCUCACGGCCAUACAGGACACGUUCGUUUCCUCACAUGCGUAGAAGCGCCAUCGCCCACCAAAGUCGACACCCACUCAAAAAUAAAUCGUUACUCAUUGAAAAUCGGUAAGACCCAGCAGACAAACAGCAUAAUCCGCACAAAGCUGCUGGUUAUUUCAGGCGGCGACGGGUACGAGGACUUCCGCGGUCCUCAAGCAUCCGCAGAACUUCAGGCAGGUCGUGAAGACUCAACCAAUCAUUUAUUACUAUGGAAGGUCUGAUAACCUCAAGGAAAAAAGCUCAAUGAUGAGCUCUGGGAAUUUAAAUAACAAAUUUUUCGUCGUCAGUUAAUGCGACCGCGGGAUCGCAUAACUGGGAAAGUUUAUGCUCGAUCGGCAAGCGGGAUCGAGCGAGGAAGCGCUGGGGUUUUUUUAAAACCAUCUUACGGCAAUAUAUUUAAUUAAAGUAAAGUCCAAGAAUGUUAACGUAAGUGCAGUAAUCACUUAUAAAUAAAUAUUUAACAGUUUAAUUACUGGAUUUAAAUUUUAUAAAUCGGCUGACCAAUAAGCGGUAGAAAAUAUUUGUUUUUUAAAUUUAACCAGCCAAAAUGCUUGCCAAUAUAAUACGAAUCUCAAAUUUAUAUUUUUUAAAAAUAAUUUAAAGCGUGAUAUUGUAAAAAAUUAUAUGUGCAUUGGCAGUAUUUUUAAUCAUUUUUAUUAUUAUUAUUUUAAUUUGAAAAAAUAAAAACGUACAUUAUAAUUAUAAAUUAUAAACAAAUACAUAUAAUAAUAAUUAUCAUACAAUUCACGUACGGUUGUUAAAUUAAUAAAAAUAAAUAAUCGGACACAAAAACGAUAUAUA
Molecule: messenger RNA, 7274 nt
Organism: Microplitis mediator
Lineage: Eukaryota; Metazoa; Arthropoda; Insecta; Hymenoptera; Braconidae
Exons: 18
Coding region: 1187-6694 (1835 amino acids)
Biological process (GO): actin cytoskeleton organization
Molecular function (GO): protein binding; guanyl-nucleotide exchange factor activity
Source: RefSeq, a predicted model, not a curated record